AGUUUUUGUAAAUUUGUCCUCGAGGUUCCAAACUAGUUAAAACUGACUGAUGUAAGUCGUAAUUAAGUGUCUAAUACAUUGUACAUAUAAAAUUAAAUAAUUUAUUGAACUAAUCUUAUAAUUUUUGUCAAUAUAAAAUGAAUAGAAACAAUGUUUUGAUAAAAUCCUGUUUGAUUAAUAAUCAGUUCCGCAGAUACGUAGCUACUACAGAGAAACCAAAAGAAACUAUACCUAAUGUUAAAGGGUUGAGUUCUAAGGUUAUCAUUGCUAGUCCACCACCAGAACGUAUAAAGAAAGCUGCUGCAAACGGUCCUUAUAAAAAUCCACAAUACUUCAGUUACCACAAGAAUUCGUAUUUUGAUGCUGAAAUUGAAAUGCACAAAUAUAGAUUGCCACAGCCUUCAAGUUUAAAGUAGAUAAAUAAUAUUUACCAUGGCUCUUUAUAGAAUAUUGUUAAGAUAUGUGCCUAUGGUUACUUUUCCAGUAGCUUUUGUGGUUGGAAUUAUUGGUUACAAU
Molecule: messenger RNA, 516 nt
Organism: Sipha flava (yellow sugarcane aphid)
Lineage: Eukaryota; Metazoa; Arthropoda; Insecta; Hemiptera; Aphididae
Gene: NdufV3
Product: NADH dehydrogenase [ubiquinone] flavoprotein 3, mitochondrial
Exons: 4
Coding region: 138-416 (92 amino acids)
Cellular component (GO): mitochondrion
Source: RefSeq, a predicted model, not a curated record